Messenger RNA from Prunus mume (Japanese apricot), 1618 nucleotides. NCBI's taxonomy places the organism in Eukaryota, Viridiplantae, Streptophyta, Magnoliopsida, Rosales, Rosaceae. The record is from RefSeq and is a predicted model, not a curated record.
UCACUCUCAUUAGAUUUCACUUUCAGUCUCUCCAUCUCUAAUCUCCCAUCUCCAUUUCCCAAAAUCUGGUGUUUUUAUCAUAAGCAAACGAAGAUUAAACAUUCGCACUCAGAAGAAAGCCAACUGAAAAAACAGGGCAAAAAGCUCCGCCACAAAUACAAUGCCCGAUUCAGUGUGUAAAGUUCUUUAGCGAAGGCCCAAGAUAGACACUUUAUGCGCGCAACCGCUGGUCACUUAGAAGAAGACGAUGCAGUGGUACUUUGUUGCCGCGCUGCUCACCGUCCUCACCAGCUCUCAGGGAAUCUUGACAACCCUUUCUCAAAGCAAUGGAAAAUAUAAGUAUGACUAUGCAACUGUUCCGUUUCUUGCUGAAGUAUUCAAGCUAGCAGUAUCCAGUUUACUUCUUUGGAGAGAGUGUCGGAUAUCACCGUCUGUACGAAUGACGACAGAUUGGAAGAGUGUGCGCUUAUAUCCUAUUCCUUCAAUCAUAUAUCUAAUUCAUAACAAUGUUCAGUUUGCUACUCUUGUUUAUGUGGAUACUUCCACAUAUCAGAUAAUGGGUAAUCUGAAGAUUGUUACUACUGGCAUAUUGUUCAGGCUAUUCCUGAGAAGAAAGCUGUCUAAUCUGCAAUGGAUAGCAAUUGUUUUAUUAGCUGUUGGAACAACCACAAGCCAGGUUAAAGGUUGUGGAGAANNNNCGUGUAAUUCUAUGUUCUCAGCACCAAUCCAAGGAUAUAUGCUGGGUAUCCUAUCCGCUUGUAUGUCAGCAUUAGCAGGUGUUUACACAGAGUUUCUGAUGAAGAAGAACAAUGAUAGCUUGUACUGGCAGAAUGUACAAUUGUAUACGUUUGGUGUCAUUUUCAACAUAGCACGGCUUCUCUUCGAUGAUUUCAGGGGUGGAUUUGAGAAUGGACCUUGGUGGCAACGCCUUUUCAAUGGAUAUAAUCUUACAACUUGGUUGGUAGUGUUAAAUCUUGGAUCUACUGGUUUACUUGUUUCAUGGUUGAUGAAGUAUGCUGACAAUAUUGUGAAGGUAUAUUCCACCUCAAUGGCAAUGCUGCUGACAAUGGUUUUAUCUGUGUACCUUUUCACUUUCAAGCCCACAUUGCAGCUUUUCUUGGGUAUUAUUAUCUGUAUGAUGUCACUACACAUGUAUUUUGCCCCUCCGAACAUGCUGAUAGACUUACCAUUACCUGUAAAAGCAACCACUGAGAGUCUGGAAGAAGUUUCUGUUGAACGAAAAUCAGAUUCAUGAUGCUUCUCUUCUUCGAGUAAACAAAUACCUUUGGAAGUUGCAUCUAAUUGCACAAACUGGAAUGUAGUACAGUUGGUUGCUACAAUAGCAUGCUUUGAGAAGUUCUAUAGCUUGAAUCAAACACACCCUUUAUGUGCCUGGAUUGGGAAAGAGAGCAAUUAAGCCUAGCUGGGAUUACUGUCUUGAAGGUGGACAGAGGCCGAUUCAAUUGUUUACUUUAACAGAUUGACUGGUUUGGUUAGGGGCAUAAGUUCUUCAUUUCUGUAUGUGCUGGCUAUGCCUGUUCAAAGUCUAUAUGUACUUGUGACUUCUUGAAACAAUAUCAUGAUUUUUUUCUUUUAGUAUUCAAAUUCUUCAUUUUAA